Messenger RNA from Penicillium oxalicum, 1659 nucleotides. Its product is annotated as rRNA-processing protein PWP1. Gene Ontology annotation, cellular component: nucleus. NCBI's taxonomy places the organism in Eukaryota, Fungi, Ascomycota, Eurotiomycetes, Eurotiales, Aspergillaceae. Gene Ontology annotation, biological process: rRNA processing. Bases 1 to 1659 code for a protein of 552 amino acids. Gene Ontology annotation, molecular function: protein binding. The record is from RefSeq and is a predicted model, not a curated record. The transcript is spliced from 2 exons.
AUGUCGUCGAUGAUUACAACCACAGCCUGGGUGCGACGGGGUGUCGCAGCCCAAUUUCCCACAAAAUAUGAAAUCGACGAGGACGAGAUGAACCGCAUAUCUAAGCUGGCUCGUAUGCAAUUGGAGGAUGCCCAGGAAGACCUGAGUGCGGCAAAGGCGGGCCAGACGAAUGACGAUGAUGAUGAUGCCGCCAUGGACGAAGACUCCAAGGAGACAGACAAGAUGGAGGAGGAUGAUACCAAGCAGACAUCGAAAGGUGGAAACGAGACGAAAUCAACCACAGACGAUGAUGACGUUCUGAAGGAAUUCGAUAUGGAUCACUACGACAGUGAUGAUGUGGAUGAGUCGGGCGAAAAGGUCACUCGGUUCGGCAACGUACAGUCGCUGGCUUAUCACCAGCCCAACGAGGCGGAUCCUUACUUGGUCAUCCCCGAGGACGAAGAGGAUGAGGAACGCGAGGAGCUUCAAAUCUUGCCAUCGGAUAACCUGCUUCUUGCUGGAAAGGUCGAGGACGAAGUCGCCCACCUCGAGGUCUACGUUUACGAAGAUCACGCCGACAACCUGUACGUUCACCACGAUAUCAUGCUUCCGGGCAUUCCCCUCUGCGUGGAGUGGCUCGACAUUCCCGUUGGAAAAGGCAGCGAGGGACGUGAGACAGGAAACUUUGUGGCUGUUGGUACCAUGGAGCCCGACAUUGAAAUCUGGGAUCUGGAUGUGGUCGACAGCAUGUAUCCCAACGCCAUUCUGGGACAAGGCGGCCAGGACGUUGCCAGCGCCGGAUCGGCCAAGAAGAAGUCCAAGAAGAAGUCCAAGGCGAAUGACGAGUACCACAUCGACGCCAUUCUGGCUCUCGCGGCCAACCGUCAGCAUCGAAACUUGUUGGCGUCCGCUUCUGCGGACCGCACCGUCAAGCUGUGGGACUUGAACACUACGAGCUGCGCCAAGUCAUACUCACACCACACUGAUAAGGUCUGCUCACUCGACUGGCACCCUCGGGAGUCGACAAUCCUUCUCAGUGGCUCCUACGACCGUACCGUGGUGGCUGCCGACAUGCGAGCCCCCGAUGCCAAGGCUCGCUGGGGCGUCGAUACCGACGUGGAGAAUGUGCGCUGGGAUCCCCAUGACCCGAACUUCUUCUAUGUCACCACCGAUGGCGGUAUGGUCUACCGCUAUGAUGUUCGCAAUGUUCCUGCCUCUCCGGCCGAGUCUAAGCCUGUCUGGUCGCUUCAAGCCCACGACUCUUCCGUUUCGUCCUUCGACAUCAACCGCACGAUUCCUGGAUUCCUGGUCACUGGUUCUACAGACAAGGAAGUCAAACUGUGGAACGUGGAGAACGACAGGCCUAACCUGGUGGUCACCCGAAAGCUUGACGUUGGCAAGGUCUUCUCUACUGGCUUCGCUCCCGAUCCCGAGGUGAGCUUCCGCCUUGCUGUGGCUGGUAGCAAGGGCACUGUUCAAAUCUGGGAUGCCUCUACAAAUGGAGCUGUGCGCCGAACGUUCGUUUCCCGCAUGCCCGAUCUGGCUGGCGAUGUACCUGAACGCAUCACCGGUGUGGGCGCGGACGAUGAUGAGUCUGAUGACGAGGAGGGCGCGGACGAGGGUGCUGAGGGGGCCGCGGCUGGUGGCCCUGAUGGUUGGGAGUCCAUGGACGAGGAGUAA